Messenger RNA from Paraglomus occultum, 308 nucleotides. Lineage: Eukaryota; Fungi; Glomeromycota; Glomeromycetes; Paraglomerales; Paraglomeraceae. The record is from the annotation of a GenBank genome assembly.
AAGAACUGUUUUACGUUGACUAUUAUCUUACGUCCAUGUUGCACCAUUCCACUCUACAACGUCGGUUGAAUGUUCUUUUGAGCGAAUUUGAGCGAGCGCGAAAGCUAUGGAAUGAAUUAAACACUGAAGCAUUGAACACCGCCAAUUCUCUAGUUAAUACUCGAUUAGAAGAACGACUAAUAGAUUACACUGAAUGUUGGCCUCCCGAGCUCAACGAAUUUCCAAACUUGAAAGAAAGGUGCCGUAACAAAAUGAUUAACAAGUCGGCCGAAUUGGAAACACGUUUGCAGAGUAUAUUUGAAAAGAUG